Molecule: messenger RNA, 4101 nt
Organism: Drosophila eugracilis
Lineage: Eukaryota; Metazoa; Arthropoda; Insecta; Diptera; Drosophilidae
Gene: Sb
Product: serine proteinase stubble
Exons: 11
Coding region: 934-3237 (767 amino acids)
Biological process (GO): proteolysis
Molecular function (GO): serine-type endopeptidase activity
Source: RefSeq, a predicted model, not a curated record
CAGCGCUUGAGUGCGGUUCAGAUCGGUUUCCGAUUCGGAUUCGGUUUCGAUUUCGCUAUUUUCUGUCUGCUGUUUGCUGUUUACUGUUCGCUUUUUCGGUUCGCACAUACAUUCUGUAUGGAAAUUAAAAACAACAACAAGAAGAAAUACACAAAAAGCCCACAAUAACGCCCACGUCUGCAGAGGCGGUGAGAAAAUAAAAAGAAAUCAACCGAAACAAAAAGUGAAAAACAAUAAAGGCCAAGGAAAAUCGCGGUGCAAUAAAAGCUCAACUCAAUCACAAGCGAAAUAAAUUUUUCAGUUCGAGACGCAGCAAUAAAGAAAACAAAUAAAGCUAAAGCUGGGGAAAAAUCAAAUAAAGGUUUCUCAGCAACAAUUAAUUAAGAGUGUGGCGGUGAUUGUUGUUACAGCUUAAAAAAAAAUAACAAAACAAAAAAAAACUAGCUCACAUUUAUUAACAAAAGUUAAGUUUUACGGCUUGGCAGUGAAAUGCAAAUCAAUUAAACACAAAAUUGUUAAAAACAAAAGGAGAAACAAAAAUCGCAAACAAAAACGAAAAGAAAUUUUUCGUUACAAUUUGAUUGCCAUUACACGAGGAAUAAUUGUGUUUUAUUGACCAUGAAAACGAUGGAAAGUCCGCGACUCUAAAAUAAAGAAAAAUAAUUAACGAAAAUUCCCGAAAAUAGUGUGCGUGCAAAUCUUUAAAAUAAAAGCAAUCGGAGAGAUAAAUCGUUAAAGAAAAAUUCCCAGCCAAGUGACCAAAAUGGCAAAGAGUGAAAAUCAAAUUUAAUAAUCCAUAAAAAAAAAAACGAAAAUAGAUAGAUAGUUAAACAUUUACCAGACACUUAAAACAAGGCGUUAAUUUAACGAUCAAAGCCAAAUAGCUCAACCGCAACUGAACUGAAAGUCUAACAUGCGCCCGGCACGUUACCGAUGAAGCAAGCGACUUUAAUCAGACCCAGACUCAGACACAGAAGCAGAAGCAUAGCAGCAGCAGCCACCAAGAUGUGUCCCAAACGGCAUUGGCUAGUCAACAGAGCAGCGGGCUCGCAAGGAUCGAGAGGAGCUGCGGCGAGGAGUAGGCGCAGUCUAGACCAAAUAGUAGAAGUAUUAGUAGCCUUAAUCUUAGUCAAUUGUCUGGCCACGGCAGCAGCGGCGCUGAUCACACCGCCCGACAGUCUCGAAACGCUGUCCCUGGGCUCACCCACCUCCAACGAGGAUGAUGACAUGACCGGUGGCUUUUACCGCAGCCCCCACCGUCUGGAAGGCUAUCCACAGAUGCAACAGCUGCAGCGCGGCCAGAACUUUAAGAUUAGCCCCAAGCCAUGCUCUUUUGGUCGCGUCGAGGGCACCUGCAUGUUUGUGUGGGAGUGCAUCAAGUCCGAGGGCAGGCACGUGGGCAUGUGCGUCGACUCCUUCAUGUUCGGCUCCUGCUGCACGCACAACUAUACCGACAACAUCGUCCUGCCGCAGACCGCCUUCUCCUACACGAGGCCCACCAAGCCGCUUACGCUCCGUCCGCGUCCUCCGGCGCCCUACAAGCCCAUGAUCAGUGGCAUGACCACCAUAGAACGUCCUCAUGGCGCUGGCACCCUUGUGAUUCGUCCUUCGGGUCCACACCAUCAGGGAACUCUGGCACGCCCGCAUCCGCCGCCAUACCAGAGCAAGCCCACCACCGCGUCGGAUCUGCAAAGCUCCGCCUCACAUCCCAGCUCUAGUUCCAGCUCCAGUUCGAGUCCCAAUAGCAUUUGGCAUACAUCGACCCAGCAGCAGCAUCAGCAGAAUCAGCAGAACCACUGGCAGAUGACCACCGAGCCGAGCUUUAUUACCAAGCCGCGACCCACCGGCUGGACCAAGCCCGGCAUCGUCAAUUUGCCAAUGCCCGCGCGACCCUCGAAACCAUCGAAGCCCACAAAGAAACCGAUUGUCUACGACCGGACACCUCCGCCACCGUCCGGUGCACCAUCAACGUCCACCUCGACGACAUCAACGACGUCGCUGAUUUGGCCAGGCCAGACGCAUCACCCCCAGCCGCCGCAUCGCCCCACCAGGCCGCAGCUGUCGCCGGGCACAUCAUUAGCCGCAUCCUCGUCCUCGGUUUGGCCAUCGCCAACCACCUCGACGACAUCUACAACAACGACAACAACUACUCGACGGACGACCACACCGGCCACCACAACGAAAAAGACCACGACAAGCAAACCCACAAGGCCCUACCAGCGGCCUACCACGGCGAUCUCCAGCACCUUGGGCUCAACUUCUACAACCACUGCGGGCAAGACACCCACCACGACCAGGCCGAUUAGCUCCAGCAGCAGCGGAAUCGUCACCAGCAGCCAACGUCCCACGCAUCGUCCGCCGGUCUUGGCCACCUCCGGCAUCGAGACCAAUGAGAUAACGGACUCCUCCAGCCCCGACUCCGGUGCUCUUGGCCAUGUGAAGACCAUCUCAGCAGCACGCAGUGAGUGCGGAGUGCCGACUUUGGCGCGACCAGAGACGCGAAUCGUGGGCGGUAAGAGUGCGGCCUUCGGUCGUUGGCCCUGGCAGGUGUCGGUGCGGCGCACCUCCUUCUUUGGAUUCUCCAGCACCCACCGCUGCGGUGGCGCUUUGAUCAACGAGAACUGGAUAGCCACCGCCGGACACUGCGUGGACGACCUGCUCAUCUCACAGAUACGCAUCCGCGUGGGCGAGUACGACUUCUCGCAUGUGCAGGAACAGCUGCCCUAUAUUGAACGCGGGGUGGCCAAGAAGGUGGUGCAUCCCAAGUACAGCUUCCUCACGUACGAGUACGACCUGGCGCUGGUCAAGCUGGAGCAGCCGCUCGAAUUCGCGCCGCAUGUCAGUCCCAUUUGCCUGCCCGAGACUGAGAGCCUUCUAAUUGGCAUGAACGCCACGGUAACCGGCUGGGGUCGUCUCAGCGAGGGCGGCACCCUGCCCUCCGUUCUCCAGGAGGUAUCCGUGCCAAUUGUGAGUAACGACAAUUGCAAAUCGAUGUUUAUGCGCGCCGGUCGCCAGGAAUUCAUUCCGGACAUAUUCCUGUGCGCAGGCUACGAAACAGGAGGCCAGGACUCCUGUCAAGGCGAUUCAGGAGGUCCACUACAGGCCAAAUCCCAAGACGGUCGCUUUUUCCUAGCCGGUAUCAUCUCCUGGGGCAUUGGCUGUGCUGAGGCCAAUCUGCCUGGAGUUUGUACGCGAAUCUCCAAGUUUACGCCGUGGAUACUGGAGCAUGUCAGAUGAUGAUCAGCCUGGAGAACAUGGCGAUUAUAAUAAUGGCAGCUCGACUUUUGUUAUUUGUUUUAAUUUAUCAGUUGUAUCUAUAAGUCUUGUGUGAUUUAUCUUAAAGGAAUGUUAAGCGUAGUUAGCUUCAAUUUAACAAUUUUAACAGCAUUGACCUUGACUUGGCCUUGUGGGCCACUGCCACGCCCCUAUUCGCACUCACAUUUACGCACACUCACAUACAUCCACACACACACACACACACACACAGUCAAAGCCCACUAAGUUAGUCUAGCGAAAAUGUUAGCGCUGUAAGUUGUCUAACAAGGAAAUCGACUGGAUUUCAAAAAGGGAUUAUCUCUUUGUACAUAUAAAGCCGCAAGGGUUUUGGGGGAUGGGAAGAGGGGGGAUUGAGAGUCAUUUGCAUGUCCACAAGUUGUUGGUAUUUUAGUAUAGUAAUAUUUAACAAUUAACUAAAUCUAUAUUUAUUGUAAACAAAUGCAUGCAGACAUCCGAACGUUUUGUUUGUAUCUUGCCCAAAGAACAAGUUUAUCUAUAGCUAUGCGAAAGCUCGAGAGCAAUAAAAGAUUACUGAAAAUAUUGUCUAAUAAAUAACAUAGCCCUCGGAGAUCUGGUCCAGGUCUAGAGAUACCCAUCGACAUAAGAGUUGAUUUCCUCCAAAGCAAUUGUAGACCCCCGAGGGCACAUCGGAAUGGUCAUAACCAUUCACACAAUUUGCAGUCAUCGCCAUGUUCGGCUGCGGGCCAUUGACGAUGAUGAUUGGCACAAUCGAUUUGCACGUGGGGAGAUGCGAAAGAUGGGAGACAUCCGCAGCCGGCACUUUCCUAUGGAUUUCACUUUUCAACAGCUCACUGGCGUGACAUU